AUGGUGGCCGAUUUUUCUCUUAAGUGUGAUCUAUUUGGAUUACCUUUUCGAUUCGCAAACCUUGAUACAGCACGCCUCUAUGUGCUGUACUGGACGUCACUUCUUCUCAUUGAAAUUUUGAUCCACGAGAUGACCACCUCGAUCAUGAUUCUCGAGUCUCGCAGUGAGAAAUUAUCGGGUUAUUUUCUUCCAUCCAGCGAGCAGUUUAUUAUGGCGGAGCACUAUGCGGACGAAAUUUGCCGGGCUAUUCCAUACUGCCUGCAAGAGGGUAUGGGCGCAUGGGGUGCUCAUAUUGUUGUGGCUAGCAUGAACCAUGUUACCAAGCCAUUCGCGGCUCUACGUCGAGAAGCAAAAUUCUUUUGGUGCCAAGAGAUCUUUCAGGUCAUAUCAUCUCGGGGUAUGAAUCUGGCAGUUGCUUUGGGUAAUCUGAGCUUGGGACUAUGGAAAUCUUACGAGAAUCAGAGUCCAAGAAGUCCAUUCGAGAUGCCUUUACGAGAUGCGGUUGGGCCCUCUCAGGUUCAGCAUGUAUUUAUUGAAGAGAGAGUUGCGGAUGUGACAGAUGUCGACAAUAUUGAGCCAACAUUCGAAGCCGAUGAUGCAAAUCUUGUAUGA
This is a messenger RNA of Penicillium malachiteum, 612 nucleotides long. RefSeq lists its product as uncharacterized. NCBI's taxonomy places the organism in Eukaryota, Fungi, Ascomycota, Eurotiomycetes, Eurotiales, Aspergillaceae. The record is from RefSeq and is a predicted model, not a curated record. The transcript has a single exon. The coding region runs from base 1 to 612 and encodes 203 amino acids.